GAAAUUUUAAAUUUACAUAUUUGUUGAGUUUCAGACGAUAACAUCGUAACACAUCGAUUUUACGCUUGAAUAAUGGUGUGAUCUCAGAUUUUCCUGCCUGUUUAUGGACAUGUGGUCCCAGAGGAAAUGUAGAGAAACAUCAAGGGAAUAUGACAAAUCAUUCACGUAAAUAACUAAGCCUAAAAGCAGGCUUAAAUGACCAGACACAAAUGGCAUUUAUGGAUAAUGCCCAGUUUGUGAUUUCACAGAUCAGACAUUCGUGUGUGACAAGCGAUGAUACGGGUAAAUUUUUAGAAAUAUAUACUCCUAACAGUUCCUCUUUUAUCUCAAGCCCCGUUUUUUUACGCAAGGCUAGCGAUUUUUUAAACAAAUAUUGUACGUGCUUAUCAGUUCGAUCGUAAAGUACCUCUCUAGAUCUUUUGAAAUGUCAUUGUUGAAAUUUAGAAUCAUUGUCUAAAUUGUCUUAGCACAUGGAUUAGUUACUGUAAUAACAUCUAGAGAAUGUAGUGGAAGGGAUAAAAAAUAAUUUUUGAUUUUCAUGUUUCGAUUUGAUUCAAACUUUAAUAGCGAAUUUGAUACUACUCAAAUCUUAUCGAUAAAUCUCAAAUCUGGUUUUCUAAAUACUGAAUUGUUUACUUUACUUUGAGUGCGGCUAAAACCACCGUGAAAACUUCAUUUGUUCAGCCCUGCUUAGCUGCAAUGAUUAGAAAAGUAUGGGUAUACUAAACCUUGUAUUUGUGGUGGAAUUUUUGCCAUAGUUUUGUAGUACUGCGUGAUUUGCUUUUGUUUGGGGCGAAAGCGUUGUCACAGCAGGACCAGUAUGUAUAAAUACAAUGUAAAAAUAUAAAUACAAGCUAGUAUACAAUCAUAUUGUACUGCAUAGUUUGAAAAUAUGAUAUAUACAAUAUAAGAAAAGUGGUUGAUAUUGUUAUGAAGCACAUGUUUGAAAGAAUUUGACAAGCUUAAUAAAUUCAAGAGUUGUUUAUAAUUAUUGCUAACUAGGGUGUGGCAUAGUUAAUUUAAUUAAGCCUGUUUUCCACUAGGCAAAUAUGUUCACGAGAAGCGACUUUUUCCUUUGUCGGUAUCGCUUAUCACUUCAGCUAAAGUGAUGCCAAAGGAAAAGUCGCCUGGAGCAGACAGGUUCGCCUGGUGAAAAACAGGCUUUCGGGAGUUAGGCUAGGCCUGCCUGGCUGUCAUUUAAUACAAAGAAAUAAAUUAUAUGGAAUUUUCAUACCAUUGUUUGAAUCUAAGAUAAACAAUUGCGGAUAAAAAAUUUCUAACCCUAAGAAGAAACAUUAAAAACAAAAAACAUUUUUAACCUUUGAGCGCCAGUGCUCCCCCUUGAUGAGUAAUUUGGGCACGACACAUCUUAAUGCGUCAACUGGACACAUGAACACAUGGUUUGAUUAACCCAUUGACCAUUGAGCACCAGUGCUCUCCUCUUGAUGUAAAAUUGUUUGUCAUUAGACAGAGUAAAAUAAUCUGGCGUUAGAAUAAAGUAGGGUGCAUCAGGGUACAAUGCAACUUAUUGGGUUUAUUAAUGUUUGUAACAAGAAUGUAAAAGCUUGACAAAGGCUUACACCUAAUUUUUGAAGUGAAGCCAUUAUUGAAUUAAAUACCCAGCAUAUAUAAUCAAUAACUAUAUGAUGCGAAUGUCUGUUUUAAUUAAAGGGAUGAGUGAAAUUGUCAUUGUAAAUGAAGAAACAGAAAAUGAAAAAUUACUACAAAGACGAAAGUUUAGGUAUGCAAAUGGUAGACAUUAUACAAUGACUUACAUAUUGACAUGCACAAAAAUAUGAUCACUUGAUAAACUAUCGAGGUUUUGAUCUUAACUACAGCACCUGAGAGUCCGGGAAAAAAUCCUUCCACGGCAGAUGGACAGGCUUUGCUGAAAAUAUUAAUGUUUUCAAAAUACUUUUUUCAGGCUGUUCAGACCAAAACCUCAACACUUUAUUGAGAAAUACUACAGCUAUAGUUUUGACCCCGCAGGUUUGAGAUUAAACCACGAUUACAUUUUUCUUAGGGAUAAUGCAGACUUUGCAUAUUCAAAUUCGUUCGACAUCGAGGUCAGUCCAAUGGGAUCUGGACACGGGAAUUCUGUGAAAAAACCUCUGGAAGGAAAAAUACCCAGGUAAUAAACUCAAAUAAAAGAUGGUUUUUCUGAAGUUGUUGUGUAGAAAAUGUGUUAAUUGCAGAAAUUAAUUUGAGAACAUCUAAAUUGACAGUAUUGUCAUGCUCACAUUAAUUAAAAGACAUUGUAUAAUGCAAAUAUUUUAAUUUUUUUACAGAAAUGCUGAAGCAAAAUGCCAAAGUGUUCCAUGGAAAGACCCAGAACCAAUUUCAGGUUAAAUUAAAUUAUAGUUUCAUCACUUUCCCCUUGAAUAAAAUAUUAGGCAAUGAUAAAUCACACUUAUAUAUACACUAUGUAAUUUUUCACAGCUACAGAUUUUUUCGAACUUUUUCCAAAGAAAGACUUAACAGAUGGUGGCCAAGCAAAGGCACAUGAUGGCCAAACAAAGACGGAUGGAAAGUCAGUCUCGAAAUUAACGUUACUGGUUAAAAAUUCUCACAACCAGCCCAGGAAUCCUUUUGCUCAUUAUGGGAAAUUUGAUGGCGAGGUUUGGCAAACGUUUUUUAUGUAGGCACCCAAAUUUGCUUGAGUAUCAGUUGUAAACUAAAUUUUUUGUUCCUUUUUAGGGUUACUCAAGGACAAAUAAAGUUCGAUUAUUUAAGAUUUUCUUUCCAUCAGUAUGUAAUUUCAACUCUUCAAAUUCUUCUGUGCAUGGACAUGGCAUAUACGUGUGUACUUUAUUUAACGAUGCUGCCCCGUACCCAGGCACUGUGCUGCUGGUAUAGUUUGCGUCACUGCUGUGUGAGCUAGCUGCUGCAUGGGAAUAGUUUCAAUCCGUAUGGUGUCAUGACAAACCAGCGCUUGGGUACGAGGCAGAUAUGAUGAACUGGCAGACAAGCAAAUUUACUUAUUGAAUAUUUCUUACUUUGUGAACUUUAGCCAAAAGGGAAUCAACAACCUCUAAUGAAUAUCUGCUUGAUUGGUAAGCACUUGCCUGCUUGGAAAUCAGCUAAGAGCCUGUUUAUAUGAUCCUGGGUAGGCAGGAUGGAACAUUUCAUCCCAUCUAGCUGGGAAUGACAUGUUACUUUGUCAGCUUGACAUUAUAUUUUUUGCAGAAAAGGCAUUUACAAUAUACAUAAGGCAAGCUGGGAUAGAUUGUUUUAUUGUAAUUAUAGUGAAUUCCUCAUCCAUACGAGUGGGACAUCUGUCCCGCCUAGCCAAGAUCAUAUAAACAGACCUUAGCUCUAACUUUUAACCCUUUAAGAGGCGAUGCACCCUGAUGUAUCGUACCUUUGUACUUUAUUAUUUUAUUCUGUCAAUGCCAGACGGUUUUACUUGUCAAGGGGAGACUAUUGGGACUCAUUGGGCUAAUUAAUGGGAUCAAUUGUUAUACACCUAUUUAGUUGAUGGUGCUCGUGUUCAAGACUUAAUUGGUUUAACCAUGUUCAAAUAUACAGAAGAAGCGAGAAAACCUAAACUGAAGGUAUCCUAAGUACACAUGCACAUGUUUUUUACUGUUGUCAUUAUAGUACGGCCAAAACAAUACCUUUGUCAUGCAUGAGAAUGAUAUUCUACAUACAUCAAUUACAGCAACACAGAUGGCACAAACAUUUGUUAAUCCUUUAAGUGGCAAAGCACCCUGAUGCAGCCUACUUGAUUAUUUUACUCUUUCAUCAGCCAGACGAUUUUGCUCGCCAAGGGGAAAGUGCUGCCAUUCAAUGGGUUGAAUAUUAUUAUAUCAGCUUUGAAAUGAACAGGCUAUUCUUUAUAUAGCUAGACCUACAAAACUAACACCACAAACUGGGUACAAAAAAGCUAGGUAGGGUCAGGAAACUGGAGCCUCAGGUACUUUUUGACAUAACUGUUGAUCAAAAUGGCCUGGUUUGCUUUCAGGAUGAUGUGAAAUCUUACUGUUUGUUGAUCGCUGAUGAAAUGGAUGGAGAAGUGGAUUUUGAUCUCCCAGGUAAAGUGCAGUACAAAAAGUACAAGAUUUCCCUCAAUGGCACAGGUUUUCUUCCAAUACUCCAAUUUUUCCUUUCGUUUAGCUUUGGAUAAUGGUGAAAUGAUCAGUAAAUUUGAUUUCAAAGCUUUGGCACUAUCCUAUAUCGAGGUGAGUCAAUGAAUUGUGUAACAAUGGCAGACCUAUUAUCUAAUAAACUUAAUUUUGUUGCGAAAUGUUGUAAAAUGCGGAUAAUAUAGCCCUGCGAAGUUUGCCGUUUUUCAGUCAUUUUGUAUUACGCGCAGAAAAUUGAUACCUUUUUCAGAAAGCGGUUUCAAUCUGCCCUCUUGCAACCCUCCCCUCUUCCACCUUCCCCCACCUACCCCCCCCCCCCCCCCCUAGUGAAUCCAUCCCUGGUCUGGACAUUAUUACAAAAUUUUUACACAAUUUUAGCCUGAAGAAAAACCUGUGUUACCACAGCCUGUGAGUGUCCCUGAUAUCAUAGUUGAAGUGUAAGUAAUUUUAACUUUGCUCGAUUCCCAAAAAUUCAACUGUCAAUAAGGUUGUAUUGUACUACUAAACAGUAAAAUACACUUACUGGAUAUUUUUAUUCUAGUUGUGAAGAGAAGCGAGGCUCAUCAAAAUUUGCUGUGGAAGGAUAUGAUGUAAAAAUGAAAACAGUUUUAGAGAAAAUGCUAAAGAAACGUGGCAUAAAAAGAACGGGUAUUGUUAAACACAAAAGAUUUUUUCUACAUUUCUCUUGGUUGAAAAUUGAAUAAUCCAAGUGACAUUAUAUAUACACUUUUCAUACAUUACCAGGAACGGUUACGAAAAAUGCAAUACUAGGUCUGGUGCAGUGCUCUAACCAACUGAGCUACAAAGGCCAGUUGACGAGCAGUUCAAGUUCAAGAAGUUAUUGCAAUUUGCAUGCAAUGAAAUGAGAAAAUCUUCACCAACUAGAAAAUCUUUUGAAAGCAUCUAUCCAAGGCAAAUGACAGAAUUCUUCUAGGUCUCCUCUUGGUCAAGUUAAAGUAAACACUACAGACUACACCACCAAUGGACUGACAAAUGGAUGGACCUCUUGGGAAGACCACUUCGACCUGUAUGACGAUGCUAUCCAGUUAAAAUAGAUGUUGAUUAAGUGUUUCACUAUUUUCAGGCCAUGAAUAUGUACUGGUGAAGAAAAAUGAUCCAAUGAACGCCAUUAAUUUAGACGACACGUUGGAAAAAAUGGACACGACAGAAUUUCAGUUAGUGAAGAGAACAAAUAUCCGUAAGUUGUUCAACAGUAUUCUCGUGCAACGGUUCACUCAUUUGGAAAUUAAUGGUAGACAAAGUUCAUUGUUUUUAUUUAGGAACAAGAAAAGAAUCUAACGAGAAAAAUGGCAAGAUCAUGCCUGAUCAGGCAGAGUAUUUUACCCUCCCACAAUACAAGGUAUGCUUUGGAAUACUCUGUUUUCAUUCUUCACAGCAACCUUGGGUGCAAAAAGUCUCGGACCAUGCAUGGGUACCAGAAAAUUCUCUGAGUUCCCAAAAAAUGUUUUCCCAAGAAAGAAAAUUGUAAAAAUUUAGAGAAGGUAAGGAAAAUAUUUUUCCUCUGUUUCACACCAAGAAGAAUAAACGGCUGUAGAAGUUUUCUUCUUCAAAUGUUUACUCAAGAAUACUUUAUAUUAGAGAAAUUUCAGCAGUGUAAACUUUCGAUCAAAUAAAUUUCGUUUAUAUUAUAGAAAGACGCUUUACAACCACGCUUUAAAUAUUCAUGCUAUCGAGUUCCUUCUUAAGUUAUAUAACAAGUGUGGCUUUGUGCUGUUCCCUGACAAAUGAUCUGUCUUUUAGUUUUCCACAAGAAAUGUAUUUGUUACCUUGUAUACAACUUAUUUUUCCAUCUUUCCAUAUUUGUUUCUUUAGGUGUUCAAAGUCACAAUGCUCCAGGGUUUUCUACAUGCGAAAAGCGAAGUUCAUUUAGGUAAAGAACAAGAUAUACAUGUUGUUUUAUCAAUCAUUGAUAUAACACGUAACCAUAAUUGCAAAUGCCUAUUUCUCUUAGGAAUUGAUUCAAAGUAUAUUGAAAUUACGCAAAAUUCACAAUCAAGUCAGCGACCAUUUUGGAACAGAUCACCACGAGCUGUGAGUCGCCAUUAAACUAUAUGAGGCAACAGGCUUGUAGCAAGCUUGUCAACAAGUCGUUGACAACUUGUCAACAAACUGGGAACUAAGCAGUGCGAACUGCGAACACAUCCUGUUGACAAGUUCUUGUAACAGCAUUGUCACAAGUCUACUGCUGGUUUGAUACAACUUGUGCGUUUUUACCUGUAUACAUGCAAGAUCGGUGUAAGCUAAACACUGUGAUGCAUGUUUAAGCCACUAAGUACACCUGUGCUACAUAUUUACUAAAUGUGUUUUUGUCCUUAGGUGAACAUAGAAAUGGAAUACGUAGCACAUUCCGAAGUAAUACGAAAAAGUGGAAACCGUUCUACGUUUAGACUUAUUUAUUCCAAUGAGAACCGUGAUUUCAAGAAUUAUGACUUCGAAUGCUUACAGACCACUGCAGGUAUGGCGAUGCACGGGUUUCAUUCACAGUAGGACUAGGACGCAGAGUAAUUACAUACAUAGGUCUCAUUCUCGUAUCCAGAGCCCUUCUUACGCGCGGUGCGACGAGGGGCUCUGGCCAAAUCCAUAUUCCGAACUGGCAUCUGAUUGGCUAGUUCUAACACUGGAUAUUGUUUUCUUACCAUGUUUUUAUGGUAUCCGGUUAUGGAUUUGGCCAGAGCCCCUCGUCGCACCGCGCGUAAGAAGGGCUCUGGGUACGAGAAUGACAUAGGUCUCAGGUAGUUUUUACGCAUAUCUGGCGUCCGUGCUCUUAGCAAGUUCCCUAAGGAGAGGCAAUAAAUGAACCUUGAAGUGAUUCUCUAAACACAUGUAUUUAUUGUAGUAUUCACUCUGAUCUUUUUUAAUUGCAGACGAAAUAGUUCGCAAGUUAGAAAAUAUUUUAAAUUCAUCUCCAAAGAGCGAGAGUUUUAAAGAGUAUCAAAGAACACGAGAGAGAAGAUCAAAAAAGUCAUGACACAAAGAAAACUGGCUGUGAUUACAAGACAAUCAACCCAAUAGAGUGCAGGGUAGCCCGUUAUCGUAUUGACCGUUAUCUUUAUUACUGAAUAAAGCCCGGAUGAAACAAGGUUGAGAGUUGGCAGUCAUGCACGCGAGCUUGGUUAGCUGUUCUUAAUGCUUUCCUAUAACACUAUCAUGUAUUCUAUUUGUGUUAAAACAUAGUUGGAACACUCUUCAAACCUUUAUUUUGUUUAUAUUCUAGAGCUUGAAAUGUCCCCAACUCUUAUUCUCGUUUGACCGGGCCAGUCGUUAAAACCUUUUUACGUAACUUAUUGCAAAUUUGUUUGAAAUCAAAAUUGUCUGUAAAUCAGGUCUUCAUUGUUCGAAACCACCACUGCAGAGUUGCCCAGUUUGUCAAUGUGCAGUCUUUCAAUAGGGGGAUUAGUGGUCAUGGCUAACCUAUACAUACGGUGUUUAUAAUCAUUAAUGUAUUUCAUGGAUAUCAUAUGUAUAUAUUUCUCUGUUCACAACGAAAGACAAUCGUUCUGCUCGUUCUACAUAACAAUUUUGUAUAAAUUCCAUUAGGCAUUAGCCGAACUGUUCAUAUAGCGAAACAUUACAUUAGCAUGUCAGUAUACAGUUCUGUGUAUAGAACUAUACAUCGUUUAUACAUAUAAAAGGUUUAUAUUAUCUAAAUAAUAUGCGUGGUUACACUGUUGGUACACUACCAUUAUGUAUGCGUGAAAAAUGUUUGAUUCUGGUCAUUUUUUUUGGUCAACAGUCUGGUCAGAAUAGAAUAGAAUGACACAGAGUGUGGUUGAAUAUGACACAGAGUGUGGUUGCCGAAGAAGAAGUGCUCAACAAUUGUGUUAUAGUCAGGGGCUCAUGAUAGAUAUGCUUGACAAUAAAAGUGUUCAUUUUUUUCAUGGAAAACAUUAACUCACCAGUGUUGCUAAUUUUGUUCAUUCGCCUCGGUAAACUGGUUUUCGUUUUUCUUUAAAUGCUUGCAGUCCUUCUAGUCUAUCUUUUGUUGGUAUCACCUGUUGGUAU
Paramuricea clavata is the source of this 8108-nucleotide messenger RNA. The record is from the annotation of a GenBank genome assembly. Lineage: Eukaryota; Metazoa; Cnidaria; Anthozoa; Malacalcyonacea; Plexauridae.